This is a messenger RNA of Periophthalmus magnuspinnatus, 1419 nucleotides long. RefSeq names its product major facilitator superfamily domain-containing protein 12-like. Gene Ontology annotation, biological process: carbohydrate transport. The transcript is spliced from 9 exons. Gene Ontology annotation, cellular component: membrane. Bases 23 to 1411 code for a protein of 462 amino acids. Gene Ontology annotation, molecular function: symporter activity. The record is from RefSeq and is a predicted model, not a curated record. Lineage: Eukaryota; Metazoa; Chordata; Actinopteri; Gobiiformes; Gobiidae.
CGUAAAACCAUAUUAUCCACUGAUGGAACACCGCGCCGUUCCCGAGCGCGCGUUGCCGCUUUGCAGACGCUUGUGUUAUGCAGUGGGACACUUUCAGAAUGACCUGUGCGCCUCGCUGUGGUUCACGUACCUGCUCGUUUACCUCCACGCGGUGCUGGGCUUCGGGAGCACCGCGGCCGGUGCGCUGCUGCUGCUCGGGCAGGUGGCGGACGGAGUGUGCACACCGCUGGUCGGGUACGAGUCCGACCGGAUACAGGGAGUCCAGAGGCUCGGGAAGAGAAAGACAUGGCAUUUACUGGGUACAGCGUGUGUACUGGUCUCCUUCCCGUUCCUGUUUAACCCGUGUCUGGCCUGCAGCGCCUCCACCCCUCAAUGGGCUCAGAUCGUUUACUUCACCCCGUUCGUCGUCCUGUUUCAGUUCGGAUGGGCGUCUGUCCAGAUCUCUCACCUGUCACUCAUCCCGGAGCUCACGUCGUCGGAGGGGGCCAAGGUGGAGCUUACGGCCUACAGAUACGCCUUCUCUGUGGUGGCUAACGUCACUCUCUACGCUGGGACCUGGAUCCUCUUCCACUUCCAGACAAACAUGGAUCCUGAGGCUUCAGACAGUCUGGGCCCAGCGGACGUCCCUCUGUUCAGAAGUUUGUCCCUGAUCAUGUUGUGUGUCGGUGCUUUGUUCUCUCUGAUAUUUCACAUUGGGACGAAGGAGCACGUGUCCAACCCAGAAACAGAAAGGCUGACCCUGAACUCUGACGUGAAGAAUAAACAGAGUGUCACAGUGUUAAAGUGGAAACACUGGUUAAAAGAGCCGUCGUUUUACCAGGUGGCGUUCCUCUACAUGUGCUCCCGGCUCAUAGUGAACCUCUCUGUGACCUACAUGUCGGUCUAUGUCACCAGCUCGCUCAUGUUACCAAAGAAAUUCAUAGCCACUAUUCCUCUGGUGAUGUACGUCAGUGGGUUUGGUUCAUCUCUCGCUAUGAAAUCUGUCAGUAAACACGUCGGAAUCUCAGUGACGUACCUGGUUGGUCUGGUGCUGGUGUUUGGCUUUGCAGUCUGGGUGUUUGUGGACCGGUCGAUGGGAGCGCAGAGCGUCUAUGGAGCUGCAGUGAUGUUAGGAGCAGGGUCGGCCGUUGUCCUGGUCAUGUCUCUGUCCAUGACGACCAAACUCAUCGGAGAACAGACCCAAAGUGGUGCUUUUGUGUACGGGUCCAUGAGCCUCACAGACAAAGUGGCCAACGGUUUGGGAGUCAUCCUGAUCCAGAGCCUACGACCCUGCAGUUCAGAACAGUGCUGUCCGGACUGUGUGUGGUUCUACCGUGACGUCAUGGCGACAGUGACGGGGGGCGUGGCCUUAGCAGCGGCGCUCUGUCUGCUGACUGUGCUCAUCUGGCCAAUCAGAAUAAGGAGGAAAUAAGAAGGUCA